Molecule: messenger RNA, 525 nt
Organism: Puccinia triticina
Lineage: Eukaryota; Fungi; Basidiomycota; Pucciniomycetes; Pucciniales; Pucciniaceae
Exons: 1
Coding region: 1-525 (174 amino acids)
Source: RefSeq, a predicted model, not a curated record
AUGCAACACUUGAGAAAACUGAUGGGUAAGGAACUAGGAUUACGAGAACCAGGGACGGAGGUGGAAGCCGUGUUGUCGGAAUCAGCGCGUUUAGUACAGAAGUCGGUCCUGGAUGCCAUGAAGGCACAAGCAGAUCUAUUCAAGCCCGAAUCUGCAGAAGUUAGCAAAGUAGCACCAACGAUUGAUCUUUUAGCCAAUGAUACCUGGGCUAAAAUCAAAAAGAAAUCAAACGGAGUGGACCCCCAUCAGGCAUGCCUCUACCUGAUCAGUUUUCCUACAGAAGUCAAGUCAAAUAUCAAGACUCUGUUCAAAAGGCUUGACUUUAAGUUUGACCAUGCAGCCGACCUCCAAGAUUCUCCAAUUCCUAGUUCAGGCUUGCUCGAGCUCCUCAUCAGAUUUGAUAGGGAGCUUGGAUAUCACAAGAAAUCCCCUCAAAUCAAAAGACAAUCUGGUUUUCUGCAUGACAGGUUGCAUGUUUGGUUUAAUGAAAAAUACAUGAAAAUCAUCCAAACUAAAGAAAAUUGA